AUGUAACUUGAGCAAAAUGCAAAGAUGCUGAUGAAUGUUAAAAGUUGCCUUAAAUAUUAGACUCUUAUUCUUAAUGUAGAGCUCGAAUUUAAAAAUUUGCAGCUUAGAUUGAAGGAGGAUCUGUUAAGAGAAAGAAAUAAUUGUUAGGAUUAAGAUGAUAAAAUACAUUAUGUCUCUAAUAAAAAAAUAACCAAUAACCAAAUUUGUUUUUAUUUAGAGGGAAAAUAUUUAGAAACAAUAUUCGAAAAUGCUCCAGAGGCCUUAAUAAUAUAUAAAGAAUUUCGAGAUUUCCUUUCAUCUUCUAAAACAAAAUAUAAUUUUGAAAGCUUUCAAAGAUUAUUAUGUUAAACUUAUAAAUACAGUUAGAUUGUUAGAUAGAUGCUAUUGGAAAUGAUUGAUUUUGAACAAGAAAAUAAUGGAUUAAAAUGUAAGCUAGAAUUCCUUGAAUAGAUAUAAAACAAAUCAACAUUAUUUAGAAUGCUUCGAUACUUGUAUAAAAAAAGAAAGAGGUUAUUUAGAAAAUAAAAAUUGUGGAGCAAGCCAUAAUAUAAGAUAUAUAUUCCAUCAUAUAUUGGAUAUGAUUAAUUAAAAAGCAAAUGGAUACAUGUACUGGAUCUACAGAUGAAAUAUAGGUGCACAUAUUGAAUUUUAGAUAAUGCUCCAUUCAUGUACUUAAUGUUUGAAUUCCGUGAAAGAAAGUUUCUAAAUAAUUAAGAAUAUUUUUAGGUGGAAUAGCUAAUGCUAAUUAAAAAUAUGAGAAAAUGAUGCUAUAGAUUUCAAUACACACUAAUUAUGUAAAAAAUUAAGAAUACUUGGACUAUAUGAUCAGAUUAUAGAUGUUUAACACUGACUUGCAUUUAUAAUGA
Messenger RNA from Paramecium pentaurelia, 866 nucleotides. The record is from the annotation of a GenBank genome assembly. NCBI's taxonomy places the organism in Eukaryota, Ciliophora, Oligohymenophorea, Peniculida, Parameciidae.